Molecule: messenger RNA, 518 nt
Organism: Dendroctonus ponderosae (mountain pine beetle)
Lineage: Eukaryota; Metazoa; Arthropoda; Insecta; Coleoptera; Curculionidae
Product: cathepsin L-like proteinase
Exons: 2
Coding region: 180-482 (100 amino acids)
Source: RefSeq, a predicted model, not a curated record
UUGAUAAUCAUGAGCAUGUUAUUUGCUUCAACAAGGACACAAUUCGAAAAGCAUCAGAUAUUUGUGUCUCCACUUGAAAUCUAAUCAAAAGAUAGGGGGGUGAUUAAACGAUUUGCAAAAUCGAUCUAGUCAUAGUGUGAUAAAGCAUUUUAGCUUAAACACAAAGAUACUUAAACAUCAUGAAAGCAGCAAUUUUGCUGAUAAGUUUGGCACUUACCUUAGCCAGUGCCCUUCUUACGGACCAGGAAGAAUGGGCGAACUUUAAGACUCUUCACAAAAAAAUAUAUCAAUCAGCUGAAGCAGAAGCGCAGCGCUUUGAGGUAUUCAAGAACAACUUGGAGAUGAUACGUAAACAUAAUUUGGAGUUUGAGCAAGGGAAAACCAGCUGGAAGAUGGGGGUUAAUCAGUUUUCCGACUUGACCGAAGAGGAGUUUAAAAAUAAUGUUAAAGGAAUUUUGCCACCAAAAAACAAUAAGCAGUAAUAACUGAAUAAAGUAGCAAAAUCAAGUUGACUGAAA